GACUCAAUUACGUUGAUGAAAUCUGUGCGCCUGUAUGAGGUCAGCUGGGUCACUAUCCCGGUCCUGAUUGGUGCUGCUGCUCGGAGGAGGGGGCGGGUAUUCCAGCAGAAGAGAGCAGUUUUGCGCAGAAAGCAAGGGCUACGGGAAGAGGCCGGGUCAGCGGUGACGGAGGCAGAAGAGUUGCUGGUCCCCCUUAACCAGCCUGGUUCCGCUUGCCCGCUCGCCGGCUCUGCAACCCAGAUGGCCGCCUCUCCCGUGUCCUGGUCCGAUAAAGCUCUCCGGCUCCUCCGGGGGCUGAACAGCUUCUACCUGCCAGGAUCCAGCCGUGCUCAGUGCUGCCCGUUCGUGGUGUCGGGGCAGCAGGUGGGCUGGGUGCCCCCUGUGGUGGUGCAGGAGCUGGCCCGGUUCUCGGAGGUGUUCCAGACACAGGGGGGCAGCGUGGAGCUCAGCCCCAGCCUGGGCUCUUACGCCGAGCGGUCAGCAGCAGUGGACACAGUCUUGCGCUGCCUGCGGGAGGAGAACAGGUUUCGCUGCCUGAGGGGCUGGAGGGAGGAGAAGUACGAGGUGAUGGCGCGAUGCUGUGACCAGCCCCUCCUGGCGAUGGAGCGCUCGGCUACCAGCCUUUUCGGUGUGAAGCGCUAUGGCGUCCAUGUUAACGGGUUCACGCGCCAGGCGGACGGGCAGCUGACCAUGUGGGUGGCGCGCAGGUCCCUCAGCAAGCCCACCUACCCUGGACUCCUGGACAACAUGGUGGCCGGAGGGGUGGCCUGUCGGACCACCAUCGCAGAGACUCUGGUGAAGGAGUGCAUGGAGGAGGCGUGCAUCCCAGAGUGCAUCGCAAAGCUGGCACGGCCCGUGAGCACUGUCAGCUACACGUAUGAGGACGAUGAGGGGGUCUUCCCAGAGAGCCAGUUUGUGUUUGACCUAGAGGUGCCCCACGAUUUCGCCCCAGAGAUUGGAGAUGGGGAGGUGCAGGCAUUCUACCUGUGGCCCAUGGACAAGGUGAAGGAGGUGCUGGUCAGUGCAGAGUUCAAGCCCAACAGCGCCAUGGUUGUACUGGACUUCCUGCUACGCCACUCCUACUUGCACCCCGACACUGAGCCUUACUAUCAGGAGCUUGUGGUGGGGCUGCACCGGCCACUGGGACCCUGACUGGCAGAAGGCUGCGCCCAGGAACCCCCCCCCCGCGAGCUGGAACCAGCUGCCUGCUGUCCGUUCCCUCUGCAGAUGAGGAAACUUGAGAGCCAGGGUCUCUCAGCUACGGGCAGGGAAAGUGGAGUGUUACUGUCGGAGCUCGUUUGUUUUGAGCCGUAUAGCUCUGUAGCUUCACUCCAGUGCUGAUCCUUUAAUUUGAUAAAAUACCCUUGUUUCCACA
Lepisosteus oculatus (spotted gar) is the source of this 1375-nucleotide messenger RNA. It is a transcript of the gene tpk2, whose product is annotated as thiamin pyrophosphokinase 2. NCBI's taxonomy places the organism in Eukaryota, Metazoa, Chordata, Actinopteri, Semionotiformes, Lepisosteidae. The record is from RefSeq and is a predicted model, not a curated record. Gene Ontology annotation, molecular function: 8-oxo-dGDP phosphatase activity.